Symbiodinium sp. CCMP2456 is the source of this 480-nucleotide messenger RNA. The record is from the annotation of a GenBank genome assembly. Lineage: Eukaryota; Dinophyceae; Suessiales; Symbiodiniaceae.
AUGGGGGCGUCGGAAGUCUUCCCAUCGAUUUCCCGGGUGCCUGACGACCGAAGCAAGUCGUCGAGGCUGUGCCGUCAUGGCAGCAUCCAGCUGCUGCUUGAAUUCUUAGCUACAGACCUUUAUGUGGCUGGGCCGGGACAACUCGCUCCGGGACAGCUCGAAGUCCUGAGGAGCAACGGAGACGUGGAGUUCGUGGAGUGCACUUCCAGUCUUCUUGGCCACACGGACGCUGCCUUCCCUCCUUUGCGAUCUUGGAAAGGCCACUGUCUCCACAAUGGAGCCGGGUACGUCCUCAUACAGGCCUGGCCGACAGGCGACCUGGAGGAGUCCUUCAGCGAACUGCUGCGAGUGCAGCCCGGUGGUGCGCUGGCGUCCCCGGAGAGCUCCACACCGCCCCGGACGUUCCCCGGAGAGGCUCUGAGCUUGGAAGAGACCCCAAGGACCUCGGGGCUUAUCUCCUUUGCGCCAUCCCCACAGCUG